This is a messenger RNA of Coccinella septempunctata (seven-spotted ladybird), 2391 nucleotides long. It is a transcript of the gene stv, whose product is annotated as BAG domain-containing protein Samui. Gene Ontology annotation, cellular component: membrane; nucleus; cytosol. The transcript has 2 exons. Bases 272 to 1999 code for a protein of 575 amino acids. The record is from RefSeq and is a predicted model, not a curated record. Lineage: Eukaryota; Metazoa; Arthropoda; Insecta; Coleoptera; Coccinellidae. Gene Ontology annotation, molecular function: protein-folding chaperone binding; adenyl-nucleotide exchange factor activity. Gene Ontology annotation, biological process: protein stabilization.
UCCUUCCACCCAUGUCCCGAUUAUUUUGCGCUCUUGUUCGCGGCUCUCGAAUUCUCUAGAAUUUUCCAGCCGGUUCGCGAUACUUCCCCGAAAAUAUAUAACUCGAUCGCCUCUCAGCGUAGCGUCAGUUUGAACAAUAACACAGCCAGAGCAGGAGGUGAAAAGCCAGUGUGUAUUUUGUGCGUUUCGUAUUAUAAAUCGAUUUGAUAAACUGUUUUCCGCAUUUGUGAUAAGUGUGAAUCUUAGAUAGCGAUAGUUGGUGGUUAUUUUGAUGAUGUCAUCGCCGAUUGUUGAUUGCGUGCGGGAGAUACCCUUGAUUGUUGAGAGGGAUUAUCCUAUGGAGAGCGAGAAUACCGGAUUCCCAUUUGACGACGACCGCGAGGAAGGCAACGCCGCGUUCCGAUCCCAGUUAGACGACAUCGCUGCCAGACAUCCGGAAUUCGCCCAUCACCUAGGAAGUUUUCCCUUCAGAUCGGGCGCCCGCUCAAGGACCCAGAUACCGGAGGAGUUCGCCCAGCGUUUCACGGAAAGACCGUUUCCGGACCGUUUCGAGAGGUUCGGCUUCCCUUUCGACGAACCCGCCGCCGAAGAAGAGAACAAACCGUAUUACCAGAGGUACCCGCAGUAUUACCCUCAAGAUCCCCGGGAGCAACAGGACCAGGCUAGUAGCAGUGUUGCAGAACCUCAUAGUGGCGACGGUGAGGUGCACGAAGAACAAGAGGACACAGGACGAGGGCGUAAGCUCAAGAACAUCCAGCAGAGCAACACCGUAGACUUGGGACAGAGGCAGGAACCGGUGGAUGAUCGAAAUCAGAGGUCGAUGUCCGCCCCACCCCCCAAUAACCGCCCUAGGUUCGUAAGCAGCAUCAACAUACCGGUAAAUCAACCAUCAGCAGAGGGCCCGAGCAUGCCACAACCGUCCGCGCCGCCCCAACCCCAGGAGAGGGUCAUACCGAUACACGUGGAGGGCAGGGAUGAGCCCAUCAUCCCCAAAAGAUCCGCGCCCAGUACUAGUCAACCCCACGUCAAUCCACAGCAGCCCCAACCGCCCCACACGGAUAAAUUCUUCACGCAGAAAUCGCCGAAUUUCUCCCAGUACUUCACCAGGGAUCCGAACUUCCAAAACACUUGGUUCCCGAAGAACCAGCAGAACAAACAGCCUCAGGCGCAGGCGGGAUUCAACCAGGGUCAGAGGGGUAGAUCGCCUCAACCCCAGCCGAAGCAGGAGGCCGCUCCGCAACCGACAAAUGUCCCAGAACAGGCGGAGACUCAGCCAAAACACGUUUCGUCAAAGCCUGAUCCGAUCGACCAGAUUAAGUCUAUUCAGAAGGAUGUCUCGGAAUUGAUGGCCGAGGUGGAUAAGUUCGAUGGACAACCUAAGGAUAAGAGGUAUCUCUACUUGGACGAGAUGUUGACUAGGAAUCUCAUCAAGUUGGAUAAUAUUGAUACUCAGGGACAGGAGAACAUUCGUUCGGCUAGAAAAGAAGCCAUCAAAUGUAUCGAGAAAUGUAUCAGUAUUUUAGAAAGCAAAGCUAAUUCUAAUGUUAAGACCGAAGGAAACCAAAGUGAGGACAAAGAUUCUAAAGAAAUGGAAGUAGAACCUGAGGUUAAAAGCGAGAAACAAGAUAUAAGUGAAGAAAAAACAGAAGAUUCUGAAAAUAAAGAUGAUAAAGCUGCAGAGCAAAUCAACCCUUCUGAUGAACAGAUGGAGGUAGACCCUGGAAAAACGAAAUCUGAGUCUAGUGACCAACAGAAUACAACAGAAAGUAAAGAUACCAGUGAUAAACAAGCUGAAGGGAGUACAGCUUCCGAAGAGACGAUGGAAACGACAGAACCGAACAAAGAAAAUCAACAAGGAAACGCUGAAGAAACAUCACAAGAAAAUAGUGAACUGAAACAAGAAAAAAUCGAUAACACUCAGGAUGCAAGUAAAGAAAUUGAAAGUAGAACUGAACUUGAGGACGAUAAGGAUAAAAAAGUAGCCGAUAAGAAAGCAUAACCAUUUAUCUUAAGAUAUUAAUCUGAAUUUGUAAAUAUUUCGAGUUUUUCGCUAAGUCAAGCCUUUUUGACUGUGAUUGGAAAUUUUUAAUUUACCGUCCUUGUUUUUAUUUAUUGUAAAUAAUAAAAAUUGUGCUAUGCAUGAUUUUAAUUGAGUUUUAUAUCAGAGUUCUGAUGUAACACAGAUUGCAGCAACUAAUGAAAAUGUUGAUUUUAUCCGAAUAUAGUUAUAUUCCAGAUAUAACGAGGAGCACUAGUGAAAAGUAGGUCUUGAACUCGUAAGUUCUAUCAAGUUCCGUCAUUUAUCAUGUUGUAUUGUCACUUGCUUGUGUGUAUAGUGCCAGUUCAAUAUUUUGUUAUUGUUUCUUUAAUAAAUAAAAAUUUUCCUAAAAA